UUCCCACGAAUCCCACCCCACAAGAAAAACCACAACCCCCAAAUCCCAACCCUUCCAACAGCGUCGCUAAGAUCAGAUUAGCCAGGCAGAUUGAUCUGCUCAUCUGCCUAGUCCCGCGUGAUCGGACUCCACGCUGCCGAAAUUCCAUCUCUAGUUAAUUGGGCUCCCAACUUUGAUCACACAAGGGCACUGAUAGAUCAUGCAGUGCCCAAUGGAUGCAACAGCAAGCAAAGUCUCCAGGGUUAUACAGUUCCACGACAUUGGCAGUGAGGUCACCUCCGAUUCUUCAUCGACGCCACAUCCAGCAGAGGAACGCUUGCAGCGCCGUUGCUUAAGAAAUGAAGCUGCAGGGGAGUUCCCCCUUGCUGCAAACCCGUCUAUCCUCCUCCAUGUGUUCUCAUCGUGCGACCUGGACCCCAAAGAUCUUGCUGCUCUCGAGGCCACUUGUAAGUUCUUCAGAAAACCUGCAAGUUUUUCACCAGACCUGUCACUGCCUCUUCCGGAGAUUGCGGCAUACGAUAUGUGUCAGAAAAGAGCAAUGUUCAAGAUGAAACAAGAAGAGAAGGAGUUGCUGAAGCAACGUUGCGGGGGUUCUUGGAAGAAUGUCCUUAGAUACAUUUUGGUUGGUGAGAAGAACUACCGACGAGAGAAGUCUCAGGUGGUUGCUGGUCCAGGUCACAGCAUUGUUGUCACAACAAAUGGGGAGGUAUACUCAUUCGGGUCCAAUUGCUCAGGGCAGCUUGGCCAUGGGGAUACAGAAGACAAAUUCAAGCCAUGCCUUAUCAGGUCUCUUCAAGGCAUUAGAAUCACACAAGUUGCGGUUGGGUCAAGGCGAACAAUGCUCGUGAGCAACACAGGAAGUGUCUACAUGUUUGGGCACGACAUCUUUGGGGGCCUGGACAUCUCUGGGACAGCUGAUGUGAAUUACACUAGCACUCCUAAGCUGGUGGAAUCACUGAAGGGUAUCUUUGUAGUGCAAGCCUCUAUAGGAGGCUACUUCUCUGCAGUUCUGUCCAGGGAAGGGCGGGUUUAUACCUUCUCCUGGGGUCGGGCUGAGAGGCUUGGCCAUAGCUCAGAUCUUAUUGAUGUGGAACCGCGUAUCAUAUCUGGACAGCCGCUUGAUGAUGUUCUUGUCGUCCAGAUUGCUGCGGGCAAUUGCUACCUCCUUAUGUUGGCCUACCACCCAACUGGGAUGUCAGUGUACUCUGUGGGCUGUGGUUUAGGAGGCAAGCUUGGGCAUGGAAACAAGAACAAUGAGGGCAUUCCACAGAUGAUUGGUCAUUUUCAGGCAUUCAACAUAUGCCCCAUGUCGAUUUCAGCUGGAGCUUGGCAUGCUGCAGUCCUGAGCUGUGAUGGGCGUGUGUUCACCUGGGGAUGGGGUAACAAUGGCUGCUUGGGGCAUGGAGGUGAAGAAUUCUUUACCCUCCCCACGGCAGUGGAAGGCUUGAGUAAUGUGAAGGCUGUCCAUGUUUCAGCUGGCGAGUACACCACCUUCGUCGUCGCAGACAAUGGUGACGUCUACUCCUUUGGAUUGGGAGAAUCAUUCAAUCUGGGCUUUCAGGAGAGUGCUGCAGUGGAAUAUGAAGAAUCUUUAUCUUUCCUGACCCCCAAGUUCGUCGCUUCACUUGUCAACCUGAACGAGAAGUUUGUUCAGAUUAGUCCAAGCAACACCUGGGAUUGGCUUAACGAGGGAAUGUCUCACACAAUUGCCCUAACUGAAUCUGGUAAGCUUUACACCUUUGGGGGAGGCAUCAAGGGGCAGCUUGGAUUCAAGCUUGCCGAGGACGAAGACACGAUGGCAACCCCGGUCUGUGUUUCCAUUGAUGAUCCACUCUAGUUCAAUCACCUUCCGGUUUAACCAUUUUGCGUGGUAAGUUAUGAAGGGGAAGAAGACCAAAAGAAACAUUUCAUUUAGAAUGUGAAUAUUAGGAAACAUAUGGUUUACUCUGUAGUCAGGUCUCUGCUUUCUAGGUUCGUGGUAGAUUCUCUUCUGAACAGUGGACACUGAAGAGAUGGACACUUUUGGUUGGUUUUGCUUGAUCGGUUCACUUAGCUAGUCUGAAUUGUUUCUCAUUUGAAUGGA
Molecule: messenger RNA, 2083 nt
Organism: Oryza brachyantha (malo sina)
Lineage: Eukaryota; Viridiplantae; Streptophyta; Magnoliopsida; Poales; Poaceae
Product: E3 ubiquitin-protein ligase HERC2-like
Exons: 6
Coding region: 200-1837 (545 amino acids)
Source: RefSeq, a predicted model, not a curated record